Molecule: messenger RNA, 2168 nt
Organism: Schizosaccharomyces octosporus yFS286
Lineage: Eukaryota; Fungi; Ascomycota; Schizosaccharomycetes; Schizosaccharomycetales; Schizosaccharomycetaceae
Product: transcriptional corepressor Tup11
Exons: 3
Coding region: 106-1911 (601 amino acids)
Biological process (GO): mRNA splicing, via spliceosome
Cellular component (GO): U4/U6 x U5 tri-snRNP complex
Molecular function (GO): U4 snRNA binding; U6 snRNA binding; protein binding
Source: RefSeq, a predicted model, not a curated record
AACGACGACGCAGUUAGACGGAUUGAAACACCGUUUAUUUCAUUUCACAUCCUUUACUAUUGCUUUUGUUUAUUUACUUGUUAAUAUUGACCUUUGGCGUCAAUCAUGGUUUCCGUGGACAGAAACAAAAAUGUGCAGGAGGUUUUGGAUGCUUUGAAGUCAGAAUAUGAUUUGCUUAAUAAAAAUUCGUCAAGUACAGAAAGUCAUGCUGAUAAUUAUGAAACUUCAAUGAUUUUAUCUCAAAUACAAGACAUCGAGGAUUUUCGUAAGACUUUAGAUGACAUGAUUGAAAAACAGAAAGCCAUACGCGAAACAUAUGAAAAAGAGGUAAAUGCAAUCAAACAUGAACUCGAUGCUUUAGGUGUUGAUGCUUUUAACUCUACAAAACCGUCAUUUAACGAGCGUGUUAAUAAAGAUGCCAAAUCUUCUCAACCCCCUACUACUUCGAAACCACACAAUACCGUUGAUGCUAAUAAAAUUCCCUCUAUACAACCUUAUCCUUCUACCCAGCAACCUGGCUUUCUUCUUGAUCCGGCUCAUGAAUCUUCUUCCAAUGUCCCCGUCGCAGCGGCAACGGUCGGUGAGCAUACGAAUAUGACUCACCCUGGACAACAAGCGCUCCUGGGUAGUAAUGUAACGAAUGCUUCUGAACCGUCGGUUUACGUUUCUCCUAUUUCCUAUACCGACAACCCCGUUCCUCCUCAUACAGUAGUCGCUGGAAACACCCAUAUGAGUGGUUUACCUGGCUACUAUGUCACAAAUCCCGAGCAACAAAAACAACAGGCUUUUCCAAUUCAGACACAAGACGUUCAAAAUCCAACAAAUAACAUAGCUCAAUAUACAGGCAAGCCAGCAUAUCAAGAACAUGAGCCCCAUAUUAAAGAAGUAAAUCAAGCUUCUGCUUAUACGCACAAAAAGUCACAAUCCCCCAGUUGGUACGUCACUUAUAAUCCAAGCUGUCGAAGAUUAUUCAACAUAAAUCUUGUCCAUACUCUAGAGCAUCCUAGUGUUGUUUGUUGCACUAAGUUUAGUCAUAAUGGUAAAUUUUUAGCUACUGGUUGUAACCGUGCUACCAAUAUAUUCGAUGUUCACACCGGUCAGAAGCUUUUCACUCUCAACGAGGAUUCUCCAGAUCAAUCUCGUGAUUUGUACGUCCGUACUAUUGCAUUUAGUCCUGAUGGAAAAUACUUAGUUACUGGUACCGAGGAUCGCCAGAUUAAGCUAUGGGAUCUUGCUACCCAAAAGGUUCGUUUCCUUUUCUCCGGUCAUGAACAGGAUAUUUACUCUCUCGAUUUCAGCCACAAUGGUCGUUUCAUCGUUUCUGGAAGCGGUGAUCAUACAGCAAGGUUAUGGGAUGUGGAGACUGGACAAUGUAUUCUGAAGCUGGAGAUUGAAAAUGGUGUAACAGCGAUCGCCAUUUCCCCGAAUGACCAGUACAUUGCGGUCGGCAGUUUGGACCAAAUUAUCCGGGUUUGGUCCGUUUCUGGAACUCUAGUUGAGAGACUUGAAGGUCAUAAGGAAAGUGUUUACUCCAUCGCAUUUUCUCCAGACAGUAAAAUUUUGGUUAGUGGAAGCCUUGAUAAGACAAUCAAGGUCUGGGAAUUACAGUUCCCCCAGUCCGUUGGUCUUUCUGCUAUAAAGCCCGACGGUGUUUGUAAAGCUACUUACCAUGGUCAUUCUGAUUUCGUUCUUUCUGUUGCUGUUUCGCCAGACAAUCGUUGGGCCCUUAGCGGUUCAAAAGAUAGAAGCAUACAGUUCUGGGAUUUACAGACUGGACAAUCUUACUUAACAUGCCAAGGUCACAAGAAUUCUGUUAUAUCUGUUAGCUUUAGUCCAGAUGGCAAACAGUUUGCUUCUGGAAGUGGUGAUUUACGAGCCCGCAUUUGGUCAAUUGUACCCGCUAGUCCAUGAAAUCUGCAUGCCUAAAACAUCCCUUAUUGAUCUCUUGUUUCUCAAAGGUAAAUGAAAGCUCUACUUCGUCCUUUUUAUGAUGAAGGCAAUAAAAGGCUACGGCUAAUUACUUACGAUAACAUGUCAACUGUUUUGGAUGGAAAUCCUUUGUUUUUCAAGAACAGUUCUGUAUAUUACUAUUUUGUAACUAGUUAGCUAGCAAUGUAUAUAAUUUUUGGUUUUAAAAUGCUUAUGGAAAUUUUAAGUGGGACUAUUUG